Messenger RNA from Strongylocentrotus purpuratus (purple sea urchin), 3589 nucleotides. Its product is annotated as serine/threonine-protein kinase Nek5. Gene Ontology annotation, biological process: protein phosphorylation. The transcript has 8 exons. Gene Ontology annotation, molecular function: protein kinase activity; ATP binding. The record is from RefSeq and is a predicted model, not a curated record. Lineage: Eukaryota; Metazoa; Echinodermata; Echinoidea; Camarodonta; Strongylocentrotidae. The coding region runs from base 112 to 2742 and encodes 876 amino acids.
UCGUCUUUAUCGUUUUUCUGUCCCUUGACUAAAGGGAGAUACCUCUUGCAAAGCCGAUCGCGACUGCGACGCAGCAUAUCUAAAAGGCUAAAAGCCACAAGAAAUAUAAAGAUGGAGAAAUACUCGUACCAAAAGGUCUUAGGGAUGGGGAAUUUUGGGAAAGCAUGGUUAGUACGAUCACGAGAGAGUCGUCGACCUUAUGUCAUCAAGGAGAUCAACGUGGUGUGCAUGGGCGAGAAGGAGAGAGAAAGAGCUGUCAACGAGGUCGCUAUUCUGGGCCGGUUGAGACACGUGAACAUCAUACGGUACCGGGAAGCUUUCGUUGCCGGGGGAGGCGGGAUAUUAGCUAUCGUUAUGGAGUAUGGUGAUGGAGGAGAUUUGGCGAGGAAAAUCGAGGAAGCCAAACUGUCGGGGCAGAGUAUUAGUGCCCCUCAAAUCCUGAACUGGUUUGUGCAACUCUGCCUCGCCCUCUACUAUAUGCAUUCUGAGAAAGUCUUACAUCGAGACCUCAAGCCAUCAAAUCUGUUUCUAACAUCGAAAGGCCUCAUCAAGGUGGGUGACUUCGGAAUCUCAAAGAUGUUACAACAUACUCUGGACCACGCCAGUACUACAAUUGGGACUCCUUACUACCUAUCACCAGAAAUCUGCCAAAAACAACCAUACAACCAGAAGAGCGACAUGUGGGCAGCAGGUUGUAUUCUCUAUGAAUUAGUCACUCUCACACGCCCCUUCGAAGGACAUGCAUUCCCAACCCUCAUCAUGCGUAUUCUAAGGGGCUUGUAUACUCCUAUUCCAAGGAACUACGGAACCGUCAUUGAGGAGCUGGUGACAGUACUUCUAUCUGUGAAUCCCGGUAUGCGACCAUCAGCCCAUGCCAUUCUCACCUCACACAGUAUGCGACCAUUCGUCAAGGCUUUCACUGACCAGAGAGAACUCCUAGUUAACUCGCCCGCACCAAGUCCCGAGACAGUGUGUCAAACUCAAUCCAAGAAAUAUGAAGACGAAGGUCUUUUUCAGGUUGUGUCUAUGAACUCUCCUUACGCAAUAACCCCACGAUCUCAACGUCAAAACGCUUCGAGACGUGUCCGAAGGUUCCAAAAACCAGAGCCAUGUUUUGACAAUCCCAAAGGACAAAGCAGACAAAUGAAACCAAGGACGGAUUCUCCGAUGGUUAAGGACAAGAGAAGGACUAGGGUCACAAAGAAAUCAACGGAAGCGAAAUCGAGAAUCUUCCACCUCUACUCUGCAAGCGAACCAAUCCAUCUUGGCGAUGCGCCCAUGCCUUCUCACUAUAGACCUGCAAGAGCUAUGAGUCAACGGAAAUCAUCCAAGAAACCACAAACACCAGCAGCUCAUCGCGAAGGGCGCAUCUCUGACGGCGUCUCUAGAUAUGGAGCGUGUUGUCGACAAAACUCAAAUGCUUCCAUGGAAAAGUCUCGUAGAAAAGAACUAGAUGCGACGCCCUCUACAGUAUCCAGAAAAAGAAGGUCUUGCGCUCCAGCGAUGGAUGGAAGUGCGUAUGAGUCUCAUUAUCAUUCAUCUGACAUGUCAUCUAAAAUCCCAUCCAAGAAACGUCGACAAUCACUGCCUGAACGAGUGAAAGAUUCUAAGUUACUCUCUCGGCUUCUCUCAAGUGAAAGCAGGACCUCGAAGCGACUUCAUCCAAAGUUGAAUGAGAAGGUCCUCCAGAAGCCUGAACCUCAUCAAGAGCAUCGAAAGUCUUCUAGACAUAUGCUGAAGGCGAAGACUGAUAGGCGACAGAGUGAACCACCAACUACCAAAAUUGAAGUGAUGUCGACUCUGACCCCAAAGUUGAGAGAGAAACAUAGGGUCGGCAAAAUCCCGAGAACAGCACCAGCGGCGGAGAACUCCCAGAGAUCUAGAAAGGGAUCGACUGCUCCAAUAACUUGCCUCUUCCCCAAAUCCGCUGAAACAUCAUCACGACCUCGCACACGGAUCAAGCACGGGACAUACACUCUCAACCUUCCAAAUCUGUCCUCUGAUGAUAGACAGGCGCCCUCUAAGUGUGGCCAAUGUGAAUGUAGGCAAGGUAGACGGGCAUCAUCCAGGUCUAACUCCGAUGCAGACAUCAUUCCCUUCCACAGAAUCCAAGCCCAAACAGAGAGGAAACGAAACAGAAAUGAUGGAGAGGUUUCCGGUGAUGGCAUUUCAUCCGAGCCAUCUGGUAAUUUUGAUUCACCAAGUUCUUCAUCGGUUGGAAACUUCAGGAGAAGGAACGCACUCCGACGACGGUCUCGUGAGUACGUUCGACAGAAUAGUGACAACAAAAGAAUUCGCCUGGGAGCUAAACCUGAUGUGAUUCCUCCCAUUGAAGACGAAGUCUUUUUCGAACCUGCAGAAGAAGAACAAGGUGUUCAUUUAGGUAGAACAUUGGACCGCACUCGGACCGAUGCUCUGGAGAUGAAGCAAGACUUCGAGAUUGCAGAGUUCCUUCACGCUGGCAUGGAGAGGCCUGGUGAGCUGACCUCUGACCUGCGCGGGAAACUUGAACUCUUGCAGAUGUACCUUGAGCGUCGCCUCGGCACAGAACGGUCCUCUGUGGCGUACAAUAUCCUCGCAUCCGCAUCCGGCAAGCAGCGACACACAAGCAGUGGACAUUCUACCGAUGGCACAAGCACGGAAGAUGUUGUCAGGCUCGUGGCCGAGGUCCUAGGACCUGGUAAAAUGAGCUACUUUCCUGUCCUCGUGGAAGUUGUCAACCUGAGUAACCGCUGCCAUUGAACUGUAAAGCAUAUCACGUGAUCUUAAGAUCCACUCUGAAUAAGAUCACAAAGACUUCAAUUUAGGACAUUUUCAAUAGCCAUGCAUGUAACUUUUUGAAAUGUGUAAACAUAUUAACAAUGGAAUAAUGUUAUCAUCGUAAGGAGAUUUAUAUAGGCAAUACAUGCCAUAUAAAUUGUCCUUGAACUGAUUUCACGAAAGUCCUCGCCAUCUUGUUUGUGGAGUUAGUUUUAAGAUAAGGCAGUUCUACGUACAUGUAACUAUUUGUAUUACUAUUACACAAAGAAUUAAGCACGAUGAGUAGACCUUUACUUUUUUAUCCUCAUGAAGCAUAUAAAUAAUCUUUGACUUUCUUAUAUUUAAGCUCAUUUCUCCAUUUCGGAGCAGAAAAAUAUGAAAUUUCGUUUGCCAGAUGCAAAUCCCAGACAAUGUGUUCUUUGUACAUAAUUUACCGCAGUGUGCUUUCUGUAUAGCGAGAUUUCAUCGGCUGCCGUACAGAAAAUGAAAAUUUCCACAUGUGUCUUGUUUUUAAUUUGCUAUUUUGUUAUCGUUUAAUAUAUAUUUUUAUUCACCAAAUACUUUGUCAUAAUCAUGGAUUUCAACGAUGGCUUUGUCAUUUUUAUAUUGUCUGAAUUGAAGUUAUGUUACUGAUUUGGGGUGUUUUAUAGUGCGUUUAAUUGUUUCGACCCUCACUGUAGUUGAUCUCAAAAGAUAUAUGUGAAAUGUUAAUGAUGUUAUAUAUACCUUUAUUGUUUUUUAAUGUAUCUCAUAUUUAGGUCCUGUGGGCCCUUUUUUAUGGAAUUUAAAAUGUUUUUAUCACAAAUAAAUACUCACUAUUAUAUAAAUA